GAGGCCGCCGCGGGGGGGGGGGGGGGAAGAAAGCGUUACGUUCCCGAUUUCACCUCCUUCCUAAGUGAAGAUUUCCGCCCCGGGGGAGGAGGUAGCGCCCUGCCGAGUCCCGGCCUCCGUCCUCGGCGGGAGUGCGCGCGUCCGGGUCGUCCAUUGUUGCUCCGAGAGGUUAAGGAGUGGGCGUGGCGGAGCCACCUCCUCCCGGGAGCACACCGGGGUCCACCCCACUCGCUCGUCUGGAACCCCAACAUGAGCGGAGAGGAGAAUCCGGCCAGCAAGCCCACGCCGGUGCAGGACGUGCAGGGCGACGGACGCUGGAUGUCCCUGCACCAUCGGUUCGUGGCGGACAGCAAAGACAAGGAACCCGAAGUCGUGUUCAUCGGGGACUCUUUGGUCCAGCUAAUGCAUCAAUGCGAGAUCUGGCGAGAACUCUUCUCUCCUCUGCACGCGCUUAACUUUGGCAUUGGUGGUGACAGCACCCAGCAUGUUCUGUGGCGGCUGGAGAAUGGGGAACUGGAACACAUACGGCCCAAGAUCGUGGUGGUCUGGGUGGGCACCAACAACCACGGGCACACAGCAGAGCAGGUGACCGGGGGCAUCAAGGCCAUUGUGCAACUGGUGAACCAGCGGCAGCCCCAGGCGCGGGUCGUGGUACUGGGCCUGCUUCCAAGGGGCCAGCACCCCAACCCCCUUCGAGAGAAAAACCGCCAGGUGAAUGAGCUAGUUCGAGCAGCACUGGCUGGCCACCCACGGGCCCAUUUUCUGGAUGCUGACCCUGGCUUUGUGCACUCGGAUGGCACCAUAAGCCACCAUGACAUGUAUGAUUACCUACAUCUCAGUCGCCUGGGAUACACACCUGUCUGCCGGGCCCUGCACUCCCUGCUUCUGCGCCUGUUGGCCCAAGAUCAGGGCCAAGGGGUCCCUCUGCCUGAGCCCACUCCCUAGGCUCCCUGCCUCCCCACAUUAAAACUUGGCCUUCCUUA
This is a messenger RNA of Dipodomys spectabilis (banner-tailed kangaroo rat), 983 nucleotides long. RefSeq names its product platelet activating factor acetylhydrolase 1b catalytic subunit 3 (gene Pafah1b3). The record is from RefSeq and is a predicted model, not a curated record. The coding region runs from base 250 to 945 and encodes 231 amino acids. The transcript has 5 exons. NCBI's taxonomy places the organism in Eukaryota, Metazoa, Chordata, Mammalia, Rodentia, Heteromyidae.